This is a messenger RNA of Nicotiana tabacum (common tobacco), 1069 nucleotides long. RefSeq lists its product as uncharacterized. The record is from RefSeq and is a predicted model, not a curated record. Gene Ontology annotation, biological process: regulation of abscisic acid-activated signaling pathway; negative regulation of photomorphogenesis. NCBI's taxonomy places the organism in Eukaryota, Viridiplantae, Streptophyta, Magnoliopsida, Solanales, Solanaceae.
GGAAAAAGGCACAACGGAGAGGGCAAGAAAGAGAAAAAAUGGGGAAAAGGUGGCAAAACAACCUGCGGCUCUUUUUGGAUUUUCAACAAUACAACUGCUACUCAUUUUCAUGGAGUCCACCAUAAAAUCCCUUCAUCAUUUUCACUUUCCUCUUUACAAAAAUUACCAUUCCAACUCCCUAAACCCUCAUACCCAAUUUACCCAUCUUCAUUUUAAUCACCGUCCACUCUCUAGUUUUCACCUUCAAGCCUCAGGACGACGCAUUUCCAAUUUUCCUCAGAGAGGUGAUGAUUUGGUUGGGGAUUCACGAAAUUGGAGGCGUGAUCGAGGCAGCGUAGUGACUGGAGACUAUGUGUAUGAAGAGUACGAAGAUGAAGAUGAUGAAGACGAAGAAGAGGAGGAUCGAAGUUUAGAUCUGCUGGUUAAAUUUGUUCAGAACGUUUUCAAAAAGCUUUCUCGAAAAGCUAGGAAAGCUGUCCGGUCCGUUUUGCCUGUUUCAAUUUCCAGUCAAUUGGUGGCAUUUUCUGUUAAUGGAGUUAUAAUUUUGACAUUUUUGUGGCUAUCGAAGGCAGUUCUUGAGGUAUUUUGCACCCUCGGGAGCGUAGUUUUUGCUAGUAUCUUACUUAUUCGAGGAGUAUGGACAGGCAUAUCAUACUUACAAAAUAAUCACAACCAUAGGACAGACGAUGAUGAUCGUCGUGCAUGGAGCGGGGUGCAACCUGCGAGUUAAAUGGCCGAAUAGUAAAGCUUCAAAUGAGAUCCCAUAGUGUUAUUCCUGCUAGAUGGGGAUGACCCCUUGAAGAUUACAGCUACUCUGAUGCUAUUCGGAAACAAAUAGUAUAGAAAUUUUCCUAACCCAAUAAUUGGGUUAAGGCCCUUUUACAUCUACUGAAUUAAAUCCCGCCAGGUCGAAGCUGGAUCCUUUGUCUCCUAGACCUAUGUGGUUGUAACUAGGAUGUCAAAUGUACUUCACACAAAUGUAAACCGCCCAACUUAUCCAACUUAUGUUAGGAAUACGUCUAUAUAAUUGGUUAGAUUUUGCAUAAGUCAAAUCUCUUUUACGGAUCAA